This is a messenger RNA of Closterium sp. Naga37s-1, 3798 nucleotides long. Lineage: Eukaryota; Viridiplantae; Streptophyta; Zygnematophyceae; Desmidiales; Closteriaceae. The record is from the annotation of a GenBank genome assembly.
AUGGCCGUGUCUCAAGCAAGUUCGGGCAAUGGGGGCGACACGGCGCACGCGAAGAGACUGAUAGCUGAGCGUGCCCGCGCUGACGCGGAAAAGGCUAGAGCUGCGGCGGAGGAGAGGCGCGCGGAGGCUGUGAAAGCACGCGCCGAGGCGGAAAGCAAGCAGCAGGCGGCGGAGGAGAAGCGAAGUCUGGCGGAAGAAAAGCGGAGGGUCGCGGAGAAGGCCAAAGAGGAGGCGCACGCUCGGCAGGCGGAGGCGGAAAGCGCGCAGGCGGAAGCGGAGAGGAAGGCGGAGGCAGCAGCGCAGCGGAAAGCGGAGGCGGAGGAAGCGAAGGAGCAGGCGAAUGCGGCGAAGCAGCGCGCGGUGAGUGCGCGGGAGGAGGCAGAUGCGAAGAGAGAGCGGGCGGAGCAGGCGAAGGCGGAGGCUGAUGAGAGGAGGGAGCAGGCUGAGCAAGCCAAGGCAGCGGCAGACAGUAAGCAGGCUGAGGCGGAGCGAGCGAGGGAGGGAGCAGAAGCGGCGAGAGAAAAAGCUGUGAGCGGGAGGGAGGUCGCGGAGAAAGCCCAGCAGGAGGCGGAACAGGCGAAGGAGGAAGCGGAGAAGGCGAGGGGCGAGGCGAAGCAGGCUCAGGAGAAGGCGGAGGCUGCUCGGGCUGCUGCGGAGGUGAAGAGGGAAGAGGCUGAGAAGGCGAAGAAGAGCGCGCGGGCGCGUCUGGAGGAGUUUGUAGCGCUGAAGGAAAGGGCUGCUGAGGCAAGAGCUGCGGCGGAAAAGGAGCACGCGGAGCUGGAGAGGCGGAAGGGCGAGGCGGAGAGCGCGCGGGAGAAGGCGGAGGCGCAGAGGAGGGAUGCUGAGGAGAAGAAGCAGCAUGCUGAGAAGGCAAAGGAGGAGGCGGAUCGGAAGAGGAGCGAGGCGGAAAAGGCGAAGGAGGAGGCUGGGAGGGCGAAGCUGGAUGCGGAGAGGGCGAGAGAGGAGGCGGAGAGGAGGAAGGAGGAGGCGGAGGGGAAGCGGGGUGAGGCGGAGAGGAAGCAGCAGGAGGCGGAGAGGUUGAGGGAGGAGGCGGAGAAGGGGAGGUUGGCUGCGGAGCAAGCGAGAGCGCAGGCUGAGCAGGCGAGGGAAAGGAAGAAGGAGCUGGAGCUGAAAACUGUGGCAGUCCUUCGUUCUACACACACGCUACCAAUGUCGGACGCGGAAGAAGCGGAAAACGCGCCGCUUGAGGAGGUUCCACAGGGGGAGGCGGCUGAAGCCCCUGCGAAAGAAGCAGCAGGCGAUGAUGGUGGUGGGGGGGAAGGAGAAGGAGGAGGAGGAGAAGCUGAGGGGGGUGGGGAUGAGGGAGCGGUUGAGGAGGAAAGUGCCGAAGAAGUGAAGGAGGAUGCAAAUGGAGAGAAGAAUAGUGAAGAGGGAAAGGCGGCUGAUGAAGAAGAAAGGGUAGAAGCGGAAGUUACACCUGCUGAAGCAGGUGAUGCAAGUGAAGCAGGUGAACAGAGUGGAGCAGGUGACGCAGGAGAAGCAAGCGACUCAGGAGAAGCGACUGAAGGAGGUGAAGCAAAUGAAGAAACUGACGAAGGUGAAGCAAAUGAAGAAACUGACGAAGGUGAAGCAGCAGAAACAAGCGAAGAAGGGAAACCGACAGGAGAGGCUGAAGCAGUUGAAGAUGCUGAGGCAGUUACUGAAGAAAAGGAGAAAGAUAAGGCGGAAGAGGUGGCUGCGGCGGCUGAGGAGAUUAGCGAGGCGGAAGCAGAGAGCGCAGCUGAUGGGACGACAGAGGCGGAGGCCGGCGAUGCUGUGCCGGCGGAAGCCGAGCAAGCGGAAGGGGAGGAGGCGGAAGGGGAGCAGGCGGAAGGGGAGCAGGCGGAAGGAGGGGACGAUCAAGGGAGCGACAAGGGGGAGGCUGAGGAUGCAGAGGCGGGUGUGACUGAACCGGGAGGGUCUAACGCAGAGGAAGUAGCUGCGGAAGAGGCUGCUACAGCCGAGGCUACAGCCGAGUCGAGUGCAGAAGCAGGUGGGCAGACCAACGACGAGGCGAGUGGGGAGGCGAGUGGGGAGGCGAGUGGGGAGGCGAGUGGGGAGGCGAGUGGGGAGGCAACUGGUGAGCCGGGUGAUGCUGCUGGUGGAGGUGAAGGGGGAGAACUGGAGGGAACGACGAGUGAUGGGGAGUCACGAGCGGCAGAAGGAGAGAUGGGGGACGAGGCGAAGGAAGGUGAUACAGGGGACGGGACGGUGGAGGAGAAAGGCGAGGAGGAGAGCGCAGGAGGACAAGGAGAAGGAGAGAAGGGAGAAGAGGAGGGAAAUGGCGAGGAGGUGAGAAACGAAGUGGGAGCGGGAGGGGAGGAAGAUCGAGGAGAGGAGGAGGGAGGAGAGCGGAGAGAAGGAGGAGGAGAAGGAGAAGGAGGAGAAGAAGGUAGUGAAGCGGCAGCUGUAGGGGACAGCGGCGAGACUGAAGGGAAGGGGGCGGCGGAGGAGGCGGAGGUGGAUAAAGAAGAGGUUGCGGAGGAGAAGAACGAUGACGUGGCAUCUGUGUCGUCAGGUGGCGGCGAUGGGGAGGAUGAACGGGCAGGUGAAGAAACCGAAGAGAGAAUACAGGAUGGGGAGAUGGGGGCUGAUGAGAGAGGGGAGGGCGAGAAGGGGGAAGAGGAGGAGAGUUCUGUGACAGGGGGGCUUGGAGCAGAGAUGGGUGAGUCUAAGCCGCAGGAAGGAGCAGAAGACGAAGUGAAAGAGGAAGCAGCGAGUGGGGAGCUAUUGGAGGGAGAACAAGGGGAAGGGGAUGAAACGGGAGAGAAAGAGGUGGGUGGGAUGGAGGAGGAGAGGGAGGAGGAGGCAGUGACGAUUCAAGUCGACGGUGAGAAUGGGAAGGAAGAAGAGGAGAAGGCAGAGGUGGAAGCGGCAGUGGAGGCUAAUGGCUUGCAGGUAGAGGAAGGGAAAGAAGAGAAGGAGGAAGAGGGAGGAGUGGAAGAGGGAGAGGGGGAAGCUGGUGCAGGGCAAAACCAUGUGAAGGAUGGAGAGGGGAGUGAGGAGGGGAGUGAGAAGGGGAGUGAGAAGGGGAGUGAGAAGGGGAGUGACAAGAGUGAGAGUAGCAGUGACAGCGAUAGCAGCAGCGAGAGUGGGAGUGACAAGGAAGGGGAUGACGAUGAGAAGAAAGAGAAGAAGGAUAAAAAGGAGAAGAAAGAUAAGGAGGGUAAGAAAAAGAAGAAGGAUAAGAAGGAUAAAGAGGGCAAGAAGGGUAAGAAGGACAAAGGAAAGAAGAAGAAGAAAAAGGAUGAAGACGAGGAAGAGGAAGAGGACGGGGAUGACAAGGAAAUGAAGUCUAAGAUAGCUGAAGAAAUGAAGUCCAAGAUAGAGGCAAUGGCCAAGAUAGAGGCAAUGGAAGCCUUGAUGGCUGGGAUGAAAACAGAAGCAGAGGUGCAGGCGCUGCUGCAGGCACAAGAGACAGAAUGGGCCGCCCGUCUCGCCGAAGCCGAAGAAAAAGUCCAAAAGAUGCGACUCCUGCGUCAAGCCUUGGAGCUACGAGCGUCUAAGGCGGAGGAGCAGCUGGGGAAGCUUAGAGAAGAGCUGGAAGCGGAGGAGGAGAGGAGGAUAGCGGCGGAAGAAGCUAGGGACGAGGCGGAGGAGGGGCGGCGGGUGGCUGAGGAGGGGAUGGAGGCGAUGGUGGAUGCUAAGAGGGAGACAGUGAAGAACCUCACAGAGAGUCUGCUGGCUUCGGAGGAGCAGAGGAAAAGGCUUGUUGCUGUGCUGCGAUCGGUGAAUGGAGACCAAAACCAGUCAGUAUGGGGCACCAUCAUGUCGUUUUUCGAUGCCAACAAGGCUUGA